GGGAGGAAGUGCACGGCAGGCCAGAGUAGGAAUCGAAGGAAAAGGGCGGAGGGAAGGGAGCCACCGAGGGGAUUGUGAAAAUGACAAACCACCAUGACUUUUAGCAGCGGGAUAAAUUAUUACAUUUAAUUCCAGUCUCGCAGGACUUUACAGACACGUGAAGCUACUUUGUCUACGGUGAACGGCACAUGGCCACAAGGUGACUGCCUGCUUGCUCUGAUUGUUGCUCCAGGCACCGCAGCUCCCGUCCUUCCAGAAGAGUUUGUCUGGCCGGCAGGCGGGCGGACGGGUGACAGGGAGUUGCAAGGGCCAUGCAUCAGGGGUGAGGGGGAUUCGCAGAGGGGGAAACACACAGCAUCGGGCGAGGAAGGCUUCAGGGGGCCGGUCCGGAGCAGAGAUGAAGCUCAAACAGCGCAUGGUGGUGCUGUGUGCCGUGCUCCUCCUGCUGGGCCUGGCCAAGAUCUUCCUCCUGGAUGGAGGCGAAGGAUCUGCAGCCAGCAGACGCGACCUCAGAGCAUUUCGCAAGAUGGAAGCUGGCCUUUCUUUGUCCCGCGGCGCUCGUCUCACCCACACCCUCCAGUCUCCAUGGGAGAUAGCAAGCCAGUGGGUGGGUCCGAGAGAGGUGUACCCUGAGGAGACCCCAGAGCUGGCUGCCGUGCUCACUGCCCUCAGUGCUGCCAGAAUAGAACGGGCAGACGUGGGCUAUAAGGGCACUCAGCUCAAAGCCCUGCUGGUGCUGGAUGGGGGACAGAAAGUGGUCUUCAAACCCAAAAGAUAUAAUAGAGACUAUGUUGUUGAGGGCGAACCAUACGCAGGCUAUGACAGACACAACGCAGAGGUGGCGGCUUUUCACUUGGAUAGGAUCCUAGGGUUUAGGAGAGCACCUCUCGUGGUGGGGCGAUACAUCAACCUGCGGACAGAGAUUAAGCCCGUGGCCACGGACCAGCUGCUGAGCACCUUCCUCAUGCAGGGUAAUAAUACAUGUUUCUAUGGAAAGUGUUACUACUGCCGGGAGAGUGAGCCGGCGUGUGCAGAGGGAGAGAUAAUGGAGGGAUCAUUAACCCUUUGGCUGCCAGAUGUCUGGCCGUUGCAGAAGCACAGACAUCCGUGGGGGCGCACGUACAGAGAGGGGAAACUGGCCAGGUGGGAGUACGAUGAGAGUUACUGUGACGCAGUGAAGAAAAUGCCCCCGUACGACGCAGGGCCGAGGCUGCUGGACGUCAUAGACACGGCCAUAUUUGAUUACCUCAUUGGGAACGCCGAUCGGCAUCACUACGAGAGUUUCCAGGACGACGGCGGCGCCAGCAUGCUCAUCCUGCUUGACAAUGCAAAGAGCUUUGGGAACGCAGCUCUGGAUGAACGAAGCAUCCUCGCACCACUCUACCAGUGUUGCAUGGUCCGUGUGUCCACGUGGAACAGGUUAAACCUGCUGAGAGGUGGAGCUCUAAGUUCAGCGAUGCGGCAGGCUCUGGCAUUUGACCCUAUUCACCCGGUCCUGGCUGAACCACACCUCGCAGCCUUGGACAGGCGUCUCUCUGGAGUCAUAGCAACUGUUAAACAGUGCAUGGAGGCACAGGGCCCUGACAACACACUAAUCGAGGACCGAAUGAACCUCCCACACCCCUAAAAAGAAAAGAGAGGAGAAAACACCCAAAAAACUGGAACAGCCAGGACUUACUUCCUGAGCCUGGAGAGGAGGAUAGUGACAUGGAGGGAGGUGACUGAGCAAAUGGAUCAGCCCUGGUGUUAAAGAAAGAGAUGCAGAGUGAGUAAAUGGAUUGACAGGGUGGAACAAAGACUGUGCAUUUCUUUUCCACCUUUGUCCCUUCAAUGUUUGUCACUAUGACAAGACUGGAGUGGUUCUCAAAAAAAGGAAUCACUGGAUUCAAGGAGUUGGAACUUUGUCACUUUCAGUAAAAAAAAAAAAAAAAAAAGUUCUCUCAGGACUGCUGUGCACUAGAGGACAGUAUCUGCUGUAAGAGCCUCUCCGUCUCCUACUACUGGUUAUGACCACACUCCUGCCGUGUGCCAGAUCCUCCCUCCCAGUCCAGCCUUUGUUCUAGGAGUCAACUAAGAAGAGAAAGAUGGAGCUCAGAGAGAUGCAGAGACUCCAAAAAGGGGGAGGGAAGGUUAAAAUGAGCAACCAACAUUUGGAUGAAACUCACAGUCCAGGAAAUUGAAAAUCUGUUCUAGAACUGAAAAUACCCCCCCCCACCCCCCGGACUGAAAUGUAACUUUGACUGGAGAGAAAAGAAAUCCAUUCAGCUCUACCCCAUCAGUGUGUACAUAUUUAACUAAGUAGUGACAUAGAAUUAUGAGGAGAAAGAAUAUAAAUUUGUGGAUAAUAAUAUUAAAUAAACUUAAGGGUGUGUCUGUGUGUGUGUGUGUGUGUGUGAGUGAGUGUGUGCGUGAGUGUGCGUGGGUAUGUGUAUGGGAGAGUGCCAUAUUGUGCCGUAAAUAAGACAGCUACUGACAUGACAGACUUGAAGGGAGGGGAUUCAGAGGUCAGGUGUGUGGGUUCAUCUUCAGCAUUAAACUAUGAUCUAUUUCA
Lates calcarifer (barramundi perch) is the source of this 2551-nucleotide messenger RNA. RefSeq names its product FAM20B glycosaminoglycan xylosylkinase (gene fam20b). Gene Ontology annotation, cellular component: Golgi apparatus. The record is from RefSeq and is a predicted model, not a curated record. Gene Ontology annotation, biological process: protein phosphorylation. Lineage: Eukaryota; Metazoa; Chordata; Actinopteri; Centropomidae. Gene Ontology annotation, molecular function: phosphotransferase activity, alcohol group as acceptor. The transcript is spliced from 9 exons. The coding region runs from base 398 to 1627 and encodes 409 amino acids.